AUGAACGGGCAGACGGAGAUAUCCUUCUCAAGUCCUGGUGGAGCUGCAACCGUCGGUAGGAUGCGCAUUUCUCCUUCGCCAUGGGACAGUGGAAAGGAAGCCCUGAAAGAAUGGGCCUCUCAUGCGCCUGCGUCUACCCGUCACGCCGUAGUCAAGGGUCGAUCCUGGCCGCUAGGCCGAAGCUUCCAGCUGACGACUCUGCUCCUCGUGUCUGCCGUUGCUGUGGCGUUUGUGAUACUCCGUUGCCAUCGUCAGAUCACUGCUGUGAACAACCCUGGAAACGGGCCUCUGAGGUCUCUUGCUGAAGGGGAAGGUGCGGGGCGCGCAACGCUCUGCGGGGCAAGUGAAGUGCACGGCAGCCUGUUAGCCGCCGGUGCCAGUGGUGCCAUUGAACUUGCUUUGCUAGAGCGGGCUGAAGGUGUGGUGCAAAGGCUGAUACAGGUGACAAAAGAUUGCCGUUCGGCUGCCGUUUUGGUCCCGCAGUCAUUUAGUAUGAAGGUAGUCUUCCUUUUCCUGGGGUUUUGCAUUCAAGAAGUCGCUGCUCUUUCGGCAUUGUUGGGUGUAGAGUUUGAGGAGCAAAAGGUGGAGGCCCUUCAGACAGCUGUUCAAGCAUCCAAGGAAGUAAGGUUCGCUUGCUUUCAACAAGCCAGAAAGUCGCAACUGCAGCAUGCAUCUCGAAUGGAGCGGUACGCUCAAGAGUUCUGGGGAACUGACGUGGAGAACCCUCCACUCGCAGCUGAAGUGCGUACACAGAUGCUGAAGGAGCUUCUUGAGCUUCAGGAACUGGCACUAGAGCUUAUAGAGGCUGCCGUUGCGUCGCUUUUGCAGUCUGAACACUCAGGAACCCAAGUUACCGAGGAGGUCACCCUUCAUUUCGUCGAUGAAGUGACACGAGUCGUCUACACCCGACGUGAUCAGGUCUUUAAAAAUAAGCAUUUGAGUCACUACCUGCGGAUCGCUGAAGAGACCCGCUCCCGGGGAAAGCUAGUGGGUCCGCUGAAAGUCAAAGAUUUAGACGAGAGACCCGAACAAAGUUUCGAAGAGCAAUAUGAGGAUCUAAUUAAGGGUAAAAAUUGGGUGGGAAAGCCCUGGAAUAAAACUGAAGGCGAUUUGUUAGAGGCCUCUCUUCAAACAGAAGUAUCCCCAGAAGAACAAAGCGAUUCGCUCGGCAUGGAUGGAGCCUCUGGAGAGGGCGCGCCAGCUCGAACAAGGCGUGCUAGACGCGCUCGCAGAGGCAGCGUGGUACCUCCGCGCCUUAAAGCGAGCAGCAGGUCGUCCGGGAUGGGACCGUCCAAAACUCUGAAAGAGGAAACACAUGGCAGUCCGGCAAAAGCACGCACAACUGAGCCUGCAAUCACUCACCAGGCACCCACUACUGCCUCGUCUCGCGGUCAGCAAUUGCAUGAGCUGGAUAUUGCAGUGCCAGCACUGUCUCCAGACGUUCUCCUACGCGGCGGUACUCGGCCCCCUCCUGGUCCUGCAGCAUCUCCUUUUCCGGCCGCGAGUCUAACUGUGCCAGCGGCUGCAGAAACGUUGGAGGCACCAUGGGGAAGAAGGGAAGCUACAACACAGUUUGGCGUAACCGAACAAACGCCAUCAACACCCUGGUCUAGCGCGUGGCCCCCUCGCUUACGGGUUUCGCCUCGGCCUCCGGCUCCAGAUUCAGCCUCCGCAACGGCAGCAGAUGUGGCGGACGCAAUGGAAGGAUUGAGCUUAUAUCAGCCCACUCAACCUUUGGAUAGCCAGCUUUGGGAAGUUUCCUCUUCCGUUGAUGCUCAGCUAUCUUCGUUCUUGACAACUCCGCAGUCAAUCAGCAAAGCUGCCAGUGAGAUGCUAGACUCCUUGCGAACGCAGGCGCCGCCUAUGGACAUGCAAGGCAUGGCCCGAUACCGUUCAGGGUUUAGCUUCUAUGCUCCUUCCUCAUCAAUUCCACCUCCUAACGAGACGGACGAUAGUUGA
Molecule: messenger RNA, 1959 nt
Organism: Eimeria mitis
Lineage: Eukaryota; Apicomplexa; Conoidasida; Eucoccidiorida; Eimeriidae
Exons: 1
Coding region: 1-1959 (652 amino acids)
Source: RefSeq, a predicted model, not a curated record